Camellia sinensis is the source of this 1032-nucleotide messenger RNA. The record is from RefSeq and is a predicted model, not a curated record. Lineage: Eukaryota; Viridiplantae; Streptophyta; Magnoliopsida; Ericales; Theaceae.
AUGGAUUUUGUUGUGCGGUUAACACGGACUCCUCGGGGUAUGAAUUCAAUAUGGGUCAUUGUGGACCGAUUAACUAAGUCCGCCCACUUCCUACCAGUAAAAACUCAGUAUCAUGCAGAUAAAUUGGCGGUGAUUUAUGUGAAUGAAAUUGUGAAGCUUCAUGGUGUCCAGAACAUGGUGAGAACAAGGGCAGAAGAGCCAGAAUAUGCUAUUGCUGCACUGUUGGACAGGAUGGAGAGAAUGAUUAUGGAAAUGGCGGAGACCUUACGGGGGAUUACGGGGAGCAAUUCUGGAUCGAGUCAAUAUGUUGAAGCUACCAACCUUGUUGCUCAGAAUCGGAUCUCCGAGUGGAAAGGGAAAAGGCAGAAUAAUCAAUGGUCAAUGGGGUCAAGUAUUCCACCGGACAAGGAACAAAAUUUAGUGGCUUCAAAUACUUUUGCCCUUCGUCAGGAUACAAUUCCUGUUUGUUCGGAAUGUGGAAAGAAGCAUCGUGGGACGUGUCAAUGGAAGUCUGGAGCCUGUUAUCAGUGUGGAAAAAUGGGUCGUUUGAUCAAGGAUUGCCCUCAGAGAAAUCAACGAACUGGUAAUAGGGCUGCUACCAGUUCAGCGGGGUCUGCACCAACCGCCAACACCAAGUCAGCUGCCAAACCUACUAACAAUAAAGACACAGCAAGACUAGGCAGAGUGUUUGUAUUGGUUCCAGGAGAUGUGCAGAAUGCGGCAACAGUGGUAUCAGGUAUAUUUAUGGUUCACGGUCAUUCUGCUUGUGUAUUAUUUGAUUAUGGCUCUACUCAUUCCUUCGAAUCAAAAUUAUUUGCACAAAACUUAGAUAAAGCUGAAGAAAAACUGUCUUAUAUGUUGUGUGUGUCUUCACCUUUGGGAGACUCUAUGCUUUGCAUUUCUGUCUAUUUUGGUUGUGAACUUGAGCUUGGGGAUAUCCGGUUUCCACCCUGCGGGACAAUCAGAGUCUACCUUUCAGGGACAUGGAGUGACUUCUCCACGUUAUUUGAUUUCCGCAGUAAAGGCUUGUAA